Molecule: messenger RNA, 3702 nt
Organism: Candida dubliniensis CD36
Lineage: Eukaryota; Fungi; Ascomycota; Pichiomycetes; Serinales; Debaryomycetaceae
Gene: PMC1
Product: calcium-transporting ATPase
Exons: 1
Coding region: 1-3702 (1233 amino acids)
Biological process (GO): intracellular calcium ion homeostasis; calcium ion transmembrane transport
Cellular component (GO): membrane; intracellular membrane-bounded organelle
Molecular function (GO): P-type calcium transporter activity; ATP binding; ATP hydrolysis activity
Source: RefSeq, a predicted model, not a curated record
AUGGCUCCAAGAACACCAGCUGAUAAGCUUGGUCAUGCAUCUACAUUACAACUCCCCACAUACGAUAAUGAUGAUCAAUCUUCUACAAAUUCAACUACCCCAUUACAUAAAGAUGAACCAACUUCUCAUUCUGAAGAAACUACCGAUUCAACAGCCACCCCCACCACCCAUGGUGUUGAACCAUUCCAUCCUCCUAAACUAAUUAAUAAAUCAACUACAUCACCAUCUUUAAAACUCACUUCCAUGUUAUCGAAAACUUCUACUAAACAAAACCCUAAUUUCCCUAUAAGUUUACAAUCAUUAAAUGAUCUUCAUGAUCCUAAAUCUUUAAAACAAUUAUAUAAUUUAGGUGGAAUUGAAAAUUUAUUGACUAUGUUACAUACUUCAACUGAUGGUCUUAAUGAACAUAAUGAAUCUGAUUUAAAUCAACGGAAACAAUAUUUUGGUGUCAAUAAAUUACCUCAAAAAGUUCAAAAAAGUUUCCUUAAAUUAUGUUGGGAAGCUUUAAAAGAUAAAGUUUUAGUUAUAUUAUGUAUUGCUGCCAUUAUUUCAUUAGCAUUAGGAUGUUAUGAAAGUUUUGGUAGUGGGACUCAUUAUGAUGAUGAAGGUUUACCAUUACCAAAAGUUGAUUAUGUCGAAGGUCUUGCUAUUUUAGUUGCUGUUGCCAUUGUUGUUCUUGUUGGUGCUGCUAAUGAUUAUCAAAAGGAACGUCAAUUUGCUAAAUUAAAUGCUAAAAAGGAAGAUCGAGAAGUAAUUGUUGUUAGAAAUGGUGGUGAACAAAAAUUGAUAUCGAUUUAUGAUUUAAUGGUAGGAGAUGUUAUAAAUUUACAAACUGGUGAUGUUGUCCCCGCUGAUUGUAUAUUAAUUCAAGGUGAAGUAGAAUGUGAUGAAUCAGCAUUAACUGGUGAAUCUCAUACUAUUCAUAAAGUCCCAGUAAAUAAAGCCAUGAAAGUUUAUCAAAAUCAUUUACCUACUGAUGAAGAUAUUGGUAGUACAAAAAUAAAAUUCCGGGAUCCUUAUUUAAUUUCUGGGGCUAAAGUGUUAUCAGGGUUAGGUAAUGCUGUCAUUACUGCUGUGGGGACUAAUUCUAUUCAUGGAAGAACUAUGAUGAGUUUAAAUCAUGAACCAGAAAGUACUCCUAUGCAAGUACGUUUAAAUGAUUUAGCAGAAGGGAUUUCUAAAUAUGGGUUUCUUGCUGCUAUUGUUUUAUUUGUGGUUUUAUUCAUUAGAUUUUGUGUGGAAAUUGCUCCUCCUAAUGGUAAUAUGAAUGAUGCUGAACCAGCAGAUAAGGGGAAAAGAUUUAUUGAUAUUAUUAUUACUGCCGUAACAAUUGUUGUUGUUGCUAUUCCAGAAGGUUUACCAUUAGCUGUCACUUUAGCUUUAGCAUUUGCCACAACAAGAAUGGCUCAAAAUGGUAAUUUAGUUAGAGUUUUAAAAAGUUGUGAAACUAUGGGUGGAGCAACAGCAGUUUGUUCUGAUAAAACUGGUACAUUAACGGAAAAUAAAAUGAGAAUAGUAAGAGGAUUUUUCGGAUUAAGUAAACAAGGUUCACCAUUAGAAUUUAAUGAUACAGUGAGUAAUCAACAUGAUCAUCCUACAUCAAUAGAUAUUAUUAAUCAAAUUAGUUCUGAACAAAAAAUAUAUCUUACAACCAAUAUUAUUCUUAAUUCUACAGCAUUUGAAAAUUCUGAAUAUGAUGAAGAAAAAGCUAAACUUGCUAGACAAAAACCAUUACAACAAAAUUUUUUCAGUAGUAUUUUCCAAAAAAAUAAAAAAUCUCAAUAUCAACAAAUGGGAUUAGUUGAUGAACCUUAUUUAGGAAAUAAAACUGAAUCAGCAUUACUUACAUUAGCCAAAGAUAAAUUUCAUUUAUUUGAUAAUAAAUCAUUAGAAACUUAUCGACAAGAAAAUCAUGAUGAUGUGGUACAAAUCAUCCCAUUUGAAAGUUCACGUAAAUGGGCUGGUAUUGUUAUGAAAAUUCCUAAUGGUUAUCGACUUUAUGUAAAGGGAGCAGCAGAAAUUAUAUUUAAAAAUUGUGGAUUUGAAAAUAAUAUUAAUGAUGAAUUAAUUAAAUUGGAUAGAAAUAAACGUGAUGAUGUAUUAACGAAAAUUGAUGAAUAUGCUAAUGAUGCAUUAAGAGCAAUUGCUUUAGGACAUCGAGAUUUUGUUGGUAUUUCAUCAUGGCCUCCAUCAGAAUUGAUUAAUGAGAAAACUUCUAAAGAAGCAGAUCCAACAAAAUUAAUCAAUACUAAUUUUACCAUUACCAAUUCUGCUGCUGCUGCUGGUGCUUCUGCUGGUGGUGGUGGUAGUGGUGGUAAUGAAAUUCAUAAAAUGUUUAUUCUUGAUGCAUUAGUUGGUAUUCAAGAUCCUUUGAAACAAGGUGUUGCUGAAGCAGUAUUACAAUGUAAACGUGCUGGAGUCACUGUUCGUAUGGUCACAGGAGAUAAUAUUAAUACUGCUAAAUCCAUUAGUAAAGAAUGUAAUAUACUUACCCUGGAUGAUUUAUCUAAUGAUUAUUCAUGUAUGGAAGGACCACAAUUUAGAAAAUUAUCAAUACAAAAAAGACGAGAAAUUAUUCCUCAAUUGAAAGUUUUAGCAAGAUCAUCACCUGAAGAUAAAAGAAUUCUUGUUGAUACUUUAAGAAAAUCUGGUGAAGUAGUUGCUGUUACUGGUGAUGGUACUAAUGAUGCACCAGCAUUAAAAUUAGCUGAUGUAGGGUUUUCUAUGGGUAUUGCUGGAACAGAAGUUGCUCGUGAAGCUUCUGAUAUUAUAUUAAUGACCGAUGAUUUCACUGAUAUUGUUCAAGCUAUUAAAUGGGGGAGAACUGUUUCUACUUCAAUUAAAAAAUUUAUUCAAUUUCAAUUAACAGUUAAUAUUACUGCUUGUGUAUUAACUUUUGUUUCAGCUGUGGCAUCAUCAGAAAAUAAAUCCGUAUUGACAGCAGUUCAAUUAUUAUGGGUUAAUUUAAUUAUGGAUACUUUAGCAGCAUUAGCAUUAGCUACUGAUAAACCUGAUGAUUCAUUUUUAAAUAGGAAACCUGCUGGUCGUACUGCUCCAUUAAUUUCAACAUCAAUGUGGAAAAUGAUUAUUGGACAAUCAAUGACUCAAUUAAUUAUUACUUUUAUAUUACAUUUUGCUGGUAAACAAUUAUUUUUCCCUAAUCAAUCUCAUAUUAAUAAUCAUUCAGAAAAACAAUUGGCAGCUAUGACUUUUAAUACAUUUGUUUGGUUACAAUUUUGGAAAUUAUUUGUUACAAGAAAAUUAGAUGAAGCUGAUGAAAUAAAUACUAUUAAAGGAAGAAUUAAUCGAGAAAAUUUAGAUUUUUUCCAACAUUUAUUUAGAAAUUGGUAUUUUUUAUCUAUUGCUUUUAUAAUUGGUGGAUUUCAAAUUUUAAUUAUGUUUGUUGGUGGAGCAGCAUUUAGUAUAGCUCGUCAAACUCCAGGAAUGUGGGCUACUGCUAUAUUAUGUGGAUUUAUAAGUAUCCCCGUGGGACUUUUAAUUAGAAUAAUACCUAAUGUUUGGAUAGAAACUAUUUUCCCAACUAAAACAUUUAAAAAAUUUCUUUAUAUUGUUGGAUUUGGUUGGUUGAAAAGAAAUAAAAAAAAUAAAGAUAAUGAAGAUGAAAUUGAUUUAGAAGGUGGUGAUGGUGAUAGUAGUGGUGGUAAUAAUAAUAAUUCCGAUUUAAAAGAAUCCAAAGAAUAG